Nicotiana tabacum (common tobacco) is the source of this 1174-nucleotide messenger RNA. NCBI's taxonomy places the organism in Eukaryota, Viridiplantae, Streptophyta, Magnoliopsida, Solanales, Solanaceae. The record is from RefSeq and is a predicted model, not a curated record.
UAAAUACCUUGCAUUUCACCAGUUUACUACUACAUUAAAAUGAGGCUUUGUAAAUUCACAGCUCUCUCUUCUCUACUAUUUUCUCUCCUACUGCUUUCUGCCUCGGCAGAACAAUGUGGUUCCCAGGCCGGAGGUGCGCGUUGUCCCUCGGGUCUCUGCUGCAGCAAAUUUGGUUGGUGUGGUAACACCAAUGACUACUGUGGCCCUGGCAAUUGCCAGAGCCAGUGCCCUGGUGGUCCCACACCUACACCCCCCACCCCACCCGGUGGUGGGGACCUCGGCAGUAUCAUCUCAAGUUCCAUGUUUGAUCAGAUGCUUAAGCAUCGCAACGAUAAUGCAUGCCAAGGAAAGGGAUUCUACAGUUACAAUGCCUUUAUCAAUGCUGCUAGGUCUUUUCCUGGCUUUGGUACCAGUGGCGAUACCACUGCCCGUAAAAGAGAAAUCGCGGCUUUCUUUGCUCAAACCUCCCAUGAAACUACUGGAGGAUGGGCAACAGCACCAGAUGGUCCAUAUGCAUGGGGUUAUUGCUGGCUUAGAGAACAAGGUAGCCCCGGCGACUACUGUACCCCAAGUGGUCAGUGGCCUUGUGCUCCUGGUCGAAAAUAUUUCGGACGAGGCCCCAUCCAAAUUUCACACAACUAUAACUACGGGCCUUGUGGAAGAGCCAUAGGAGUGGACCUGCUAAACAAUCCUGAUUUAGUGGCCACAGAUCCAGUCAUCUCAUUUAAGUCAGCUCUCUGGUUCUGGAUGACUCCUCAAUCACCAAAACCUUCUUGCCACGAUGUCAUCAUCGGAAGAUGGCAGCCAUCAGCUGGUGAUCGCGCAGCCAAUCGCCUCCCUGGAUUUGGCGUCAUCACAAACAUCAUCAAUGGUGGCUUGGAAUGUGGUCGUGGCACUGACUCAAGGGUCCAGGAUCGCAUUGGGUUUUACAGGAGGUAUUGCAGUAUUCUUGGAGUUAGUCCUGGUGACAAUCUGGAUUGCGGCAACCAGAGGUCUUUUGGAAAUGGACUUUUAGUCGAUACUAUGUAAUUUCAUGAUCUGUUUUGUUGUAUUCCCUUGCAAUGCAGGGCCUAGGGCUAUGAAUAAAGUUAAUGUGUGAAUGUGUGAAUGUGUGAUUGUGACCUGAAGGGAUCACGACUAUAAUCGUUUAUAAUAAACAAAGACUUUGUCCCAA